Messenger RNA from Cuscuta europaea, 893 nucleotides. NCBI's taxonomy places the organism in Eukaryota, Viridiplantae, Streptophyta, Magnoliopsida, Solanales, Convolvulaceae. The record is from the annotation of a GenBank genome assembly.
CAGGUACAUUCCACAAAUGAACAAGACCUACGACAAAACCUUUUCAAAUGGUGGUUGGGAGAGGAAAGAAACACGACCAAAGGAGCUCUAAGGGAAGUUGUCCCAUGAAUUAUCAUGUGGUUUGUAUGGAAAGGCUACAAUCACACAAUUUGGGACAACAAACCUUUCUCAACAAAGCAGACCACAACAAAAAUCAAGAAAUACAUAUUCCAAUGGUGCACAGUCAAAUCAAAGACCAAAUACAUACAUUUUGAAAAGAACUAUUCACACAACAACUUAUGCCUUACAUCAAAACAAAAAAAAAACAAAACAGGAAGGUCAAUGGAACAUCACCUCUCAAAAAUACAAGCAUUACUCACCUCAGUAAAAACAGCAACAGAAAUGGGUUAUGCGGAAUUUGAGGUCCAAACAGAUUCAGAAAUAACCGUACAAGCAACACAAGGAAGAAAGAAAAUACCUGCAGAAUACCAAGACGAAAUCCCAAGAAUCAGGCACCUGCGAGACAGCUUCCGGCUAAGGAUCACCCACAACUACAGGGAACAAAACCGAACAGCUCACGAACAAGAACAAGAUGGAUUAAACAGAAUCGGAAUAAUGUUCCACCCAACCCAAAAUCUGCCGCUUUCAGUACUGUCGGCUUACCAAGACGACCUCAAAGGAAGGACUCGAUUAUGUGAUGCUGGCUAAACGACCUACAAAUUACAUGAGAGCGUAUCAAAGAAUAAGGUGAUUUGGAGGUCAUCUUCUAGGGGUGCACCUUUCGGUAUUUAUCUUUUAAUUUUUUUGCGGGCACUUUUGAAAAUUGGAGUUACUUUUAACCGUUUUUCUUAGACGUUUUUAACGGCGUGACCCUCUUGUGAUAACGGAAUUCAAACACAUGACCACUUUGAUAA